Medioppia subpectinata is the source of this 570-nucleotide messenger RNA. NCBI's taxonomy places the organism in Eukaryota, Metazoa, Arthropoda, Arachnida, Sarcoptiformes, Oppiidae. The record is from the annotation of a GenBank genome assembly.
GCAUAUAAAGAGGGUCUCUAUGGAAGAAGGUAUCAAUGGAUUGUGUCGGGUCUGUAUGAGGACAAGUGGUGGCAAAACGUACACAAUUUGGACUGUAGUAAAGAGGAGCUGAUGGCAGCUCUGGACGGCUAUAUCGCCACUGAUGUGCUUCCGCUCACGAGUUCCCAAACCACUGAUUUCGGACUCACGACAUACGAAUAUGAGGCCGAAUACACGCGGAUGAGAGGCUCAGAGUACAGUCGGUUUCACGGGUACGCUUACGACGGCAUUUGGGCGAUCGCUUUCGCCGUCCGGUCGGUCCACGAGAAGCUCAGAUCCAUGAGCUCUUCCCUCACUCUCAAAGACUUUCGAUAUAGGGAUACAUUUUGGGCACAACUAUUCAAAGAGGCACUCAAUGAGACACAAUUCAAUGGCGUUACUGGUCGCGUCAGCUUUGAUAAGAACGAGAGAAGAGGUGUUGUACUUCUCAAGCAAUUCCAAGGCCAAAAAGAGUACAAAAUCGGUGAAUACAUCACAUAUUCCGAUGCAUUAGAUUUCAAAGGCGCCCCAAUUUCUUGGAGAGACAUUUGA